Molecule: messenger RNA, 2425 nt
Organism: Owenia fusiformis
Lineage: Eukaryota; Metazoa; Annelida; Polychaeta; Sabellida; Oweniidae
Source: the annotation of a GenBank genome assembly
AUUUUGCCAUACCGUUUGUCUAUCCAUUCAGCAAUUCGAGAGUAAACAUUUUCUUGAAAAAAUAAAUCUUUCAGAUUUGUUGAAUUUUCUUGCAGAAAUUGCCGCAUCCACCCCUCUGUUCAUUUUGUCUGAUCACUAGUCGAGUUGCAGUACAGUUACAAUGAAUGAUUGAUUUGUUUGAUGAUUUCGAUGUAUAACACGUUUCAUUUAGUUUUUAUAAAUAUAAUUUUCUACAUAUGAAUUUUCUAUGAGUAUUAUAGUACCACAGACACAGGUGUAUAAUAGAUCUAAACAUAGGGCCUCAGCAGAUGCCACUUCUAUAUUUUUUGUGGUCAAGCGGAGCAUUCAAUAGUCCAGCCUUUUAAAAGCCAAUGCUUUUUGGCACAAGCUAUACUAUUGACUUUACAUAUAAGUGUAUGUAUACAUGCUACAUAUACAUAUUAUUUAUUUGAUGGCUUAUAAAGUCUAAAGAUUUUAUUUCAGCUGACGUCAUGUCCAGGUCCUACCAGCAAGAGUUGGAAUACAUUGAGAGGCUUGAUGUGAACAGCUUCAGAAUAAAGAAAGGGUUUGUCCCAAAUAUGAAGGUAGAAGGUGUUUUUUAUGUAAAUGACCCACUUGAGCGUUUGAUGUUAGACGAGUUGAGGAAUUCCUGCCGUACUGGAGGGUAUGGUGGAUUCUUACCUGGAGUUAAACAGAUCGCCAAUGUAGCUGCACUUCCUGGCAUUGUGGGGAGGUCUGUUGGACUUCCUGAUAUUCACUCAGGAUAUGGGUUUGCAAUCGGAAAUAUGGCUGCAUUUGAUAUGGCUGACCCUAAAGCUGUUGUAUCACCAGGUGGAGUGGGAUUCGACAUUAACUGUGGUGUGAGACUAUUAAGAACAAACUUGACAGAGAAAGACAUUCAGCCUGUUAAAGAACAAUUGGCACAGUGCAUGUUCGACCACAUACCUGUAGGAGUGGGCUCUAAGGGCAUAAUACCAAUGGCUGCAAGGGACCUGGAGGAAGCUCUAGAGAUGGGCAUGGACUGGUCUCUAAGAGAGGGCUAUGCUUGGGCAGAGGAUAAGGAACAUUGUGAAGAAUAUGGGAGAAUGCUACAAGCUGAUCCUUCUAAAGUCAGCGCCAGAGCCAAGAAAAGAGGCCUUCCACAGCUGGGAACACUCGGUGCAGGGAAUCAUUACGCAGAGAUUCAGGUUGUUGAAGAAAUCUAUGACAAAUUUGCUGCCAAGAAGAUGGGUAUAGAGUUCGAAGGUCAAGUGUGCUGUAUGAUCCACUGUGGAAGCAGAGGGUUGGGGCAUCAGGUUGCCACUGAUGCUUUGGUUGCCAUGGAAAAGGCUAUGAAACGGGACAAGAUUGAGGUGAAUGAUCGGCAGUUAGCAUGUGCUCACAUCAAUUCUCAGGAGGGUCAGGAUUACCUCAAAGGAAUGGCAGGGGCAGCCAACUAUGCAUGGGUGAACAGGAGCAGUAUGACGUUUCUAUGUCGACAGGCAUUCGCAAAGAUGUUCCAGACGACUCCUGAUGAUCUUGAUAUGCAAAUGAUUUAUGACGUGUCACAUAACAUUGCCAAAGUGGAAGAACACUUCAUAGAUGGCAAACAGAAGACAUUGUUGGUCCAUCGUAAAGGUUCAACUAGAGCCUUCCCUCCUCACCAUCCACUGAUUCCAGUAGACUACCAGUUAACUGGCCAGCCAGUGCUAAUAGGUGGCACCAUGGGUACCUGUAGUUACGUCCUGACUGGCACAGAGGUUGGCAUGGAAUCAACAUUUGGAACAACUUGCCAUGGAGCUGGAAGAGCACUAUCACGGGCUAAAUCACGUAGGAACAUAGGCUAUGACCAAGUGUUACAGUCACUACAGGAGAAAGGGAUCUCAAUCAGAGUUGCGUCACCAAAGCUUGUUAUGGAAGAAGCACCAGAAUCUUACAAAAAUGUCACAGAUGUAGUUGACACAUGUCAUAAGGCGGGAAUAAGCAAAAAAGCAAUCAAAUUACGCCCAGUUGCAGUGAUCAAGGGAUGAUAUAAUUGUGAUUGUGAACAGAAUGUGGACUUAGGAUAAUGCUUAAGGCACUACUGCCAUCUUUAAAUAACUUGCAGUACUAUUACUAUGUAACGUUCCUUGACGUUUGAAGGGAUCUCCUUAUUUGGAUAUAAAUAAAGAAACUUGUGGAGUAAUUGGAAAUAGAUAUCCCGGAUUAGAUGUACUUCAGAAUUGUGUUUGGUUGGCUUUAUGAAUAUAGUCAGGGGUUUCAUGAGAAUUUUUCACAACAGGCUAAAUAAAUAAAAAUAACAGGCAAAAAUUAAUGGAAAUCAUAAAUUUAACAUGGAAAAGAUGAAAAGUCCCUAAAAACAACAUGCGAUUUUGUGAAAAUUGCCUGUUGCCUGCUGCUAAUGAAUCCCCUGAUAGUUCUCUAUAGUAAUACUCAUUCAAGCCAU